AGUCAAUAUCCAUAGAACGACUUUAGUACUACACUAAAAUAUCAUGGAUAUACUUGGUAUUGGAUUUGGCCCUGUGCAUCUGGCUGACAAGAAUCCAGCAGAUUUCAUCCGUCUAAAUGAAUCCAUUUUUCUGAAUCGCCAUGAAAAAAUUUCAAAGCACGGUGAAGUUUACAAAGGAUUGCAAAUUAAUGACAAAAUAAGUCAAAAACAAAUUGCCGUUAAAGCGCUAAAACACAACAAAAACAAUGAGAGAGAAGCAAAAAUACUUGUCAAGCUUUGCCCCCAUCCAAAUGUUGUAAAUCUCAUACAAUCUGGCGUUUACAACACUGGACCAAUCAAACAUAUAUUCAUUGCAAUGGAACUAUGUGGACCUCAAAACCUUACUGAAUUUGUAAAACAGAACGAGGAAAUUGAGGAGAGAAUGAUAUUUACAUUGUCAGAUCAACUUAUCAAUGGCCUCAUUCAUAUUCAUAAGAAUGGAAUUAUUCAUCGAGACGUUAAACCUGAUAAUGUCUUGCUUUCUGAUACUGGGAAAGUAGUGAAAAUAACCAAUUUCGGGCUGAGCAAAGAAUUGAAAAGGGGAAUAUCUGUCACAUAUUCAGGGGUAGGAACAGAUGGAUGGAGAGCUCCAGAAACAUACAAUGCUAAUGUUAUAUCUGAAAAAUCUGACAUUUUUUCUAUGGGACUUGUUUUGUAUUUCAUAUGGGCCAAAGGAUGUCACCCAUUUGGCAACAACCCAAAAGACUGGAAUAGUAAUAUAAAACAAAACCAAUAUCGUGACCUUUCCAAACUCCCAAAUGUAGUUAAAGAUUUAGUGGGUUGGAUGCUUAGGUUUGAUCCAUGCGACAGACCGAGUUUGGGAGAAAUUCAAGAUCACAAAUGCUUUCAUGGGCAUCUCUUGUGUCCAUUACCAAAAUUGUUCAAUGUUGAUUCUGGUGGUUUUGAAGAAGAACUCGUGAAACCAAGAGAUGAGAUGGAGAAAGAAUUUGAAAAAAUGAAACAGGAAGUUGGAAUGAAGGAAAAAAUGAGAUUGCAAAUGAAUAUGACUCAUGAAGUCAAUGUUCUAUCCGAAAGUCACAAAGAAAAACUGAAGAAAAUUGUGAACGGGGCAGAGGAAGCUGAGAAAGAAUCUGAAAAAACAAAACAGGAACUUGGAAAAAUGAUGGAAAAAGUGGAAGAUGAGAAAGAUCUGACAUGGAGACCAUCAGACAGCAUUAGAAGUCAUGCCAAAGCUUCAGGAGGUCACAAAGAAAUUGAAAAGUUGAACAUCCAGGAAGUUUUUAAGAAAGGCUUAUCUGACGAUCUUGAAAGUGUGGAAGACACCUACGAUCUCGUUGAAGUCUUACACAAACACAAAAACGACCCGGUAUCAGUUAUAAGUGCUUGUGUCAAAGGAAUAUCUGUAAUAAAUUAUGAGCUGCAAGACCCAAACAUCGAAGUUCUUCAUUCAACUAUCUCAAAAUGUGAUUUCUUAAAAUCAUUGAAGUUGCAUUAUUGUGGAGAUUCUGAGAAUCUAAAAACAUUUUUCGACGGCCUCAAAAAUGUGGAUUGCAAGAUUGAGAAAAUCUCCAUAUGGGGAAUGUGCGAAUUGGAACAGUACUUCGAAACAUUGUUUCUGGUGAUGAGAAAAUCAGAAACCCAAACAUUGGAAAUUCAAGCUGUCCAACUAAAGAAAGAAGAUUUAACGGAAAUGCAAACUGUUCUAAAACAUUCAGCAAAUGAGAGUCUACAUCUAGAACUCGAAAACUUGGACUUCAGUUACAACAGAGAUAUGAGUCCUGAAGACUUCAGCAUAUGUGGAAACCUUGUUAAACUACUACCAGUAACAAAAAUCCGUAUGUUUGACUGCAGUUUAACUGAUGAAAAAGUUGAAAAAUUCAAAUCUUCCCUGGAACAAAAACAGCUGGACUCUCUUGAUAUAAGUUGCAAUCCAGAAAUUACAAGAAAAGGCUUCUUCACGAUUGGAGAAAUAACGACAACUUCUGGGCUUCAAAACUUAUCCAUUAGUGAUUGUGAAAUGACAAGUCAAAAACUGGACAGCCUGCAAGAGGCCAUUCCUGAAAGAAGAAAGCUCAAUAAGCUUGAUGUGAGCUAUAAUGACACAUUGGAAGCAAAAGGCAUGAGCGCACUCGGAUCAUUUGUGCUAAAGUAUGGAGUUGAGGAUGUAAAUCUUGCGGGUUGCAAAUUGAAUGAAAAGCUUAUGGAAAGCUUUGUAUCUUCUGCUCAACAAUCAAAGCAGAUUCAUCAAUUGGAUAUAUCGCAUAAUCGUUCAAUUGGGCGAGGCGUCAUUCACAUAGCGAGAAUGGUAAACAAUGGUACUCUGAAAAAAGUCAACAUGAGCGAAUGCAUGCUUUCUAAAAACAAUGUGAAAGCAUUUUGCGACAACAUACAAAAGCCAAUUCAAGCUCUCAAUCUCAGUGACAGUGAUCGCUUGGUGACUAUUGAUUACAUCGAGGCAAUUUGUGAGGUUAUUCCUCAUAUCUCAGAGGAACUUGUUCUAAAGUUUCACACUCUUACUUCAGCAUGCCGAAGUCUUUUGUUGGACAGCCUAAAGCAUUCUGAAACAAGGAUUAUACUUGCAGAUGAAGAUAUUUUUAAACAAGAGAAAAAGAAGACCAGAACAGAAAAAAAAUAAAUGAUAUCACUGUAAUAUCUAAAUUGUACUACAAGCAGAUAUGUACUUUUAGUGGGCGUGGUUUAACAAUUUUUGCAUAUGUCAUUUCAGACUCCCAUAUGACUACGUCAUCUCAAAUUAUGUCACAAUGUUAUAAUAGAACUUGCUAAAGUAUAGUGAUGAUCGUCCUAAAUGGUGUCGGUGACAAUAAUAGUUUACUAGUUUUUGAAAUAAUUUUAAUUCUUGCCAAACAAAAGAAAUUGUGAUUUUUUGUAUUUUAUAUAAUCCCGAUUUAUAAAAAACAUAUUUAUUGUUCAAGUCCUUUAUUAAGAAUUGUUUUCCAAUUUAAAUGUAUACAUGUUUGCCAAAUGCAAUGUUGUGUUAAAAGUUUAACCAAAACUUGUAUGAGUAUAAGGAGAAAAGCUGGAAGCAAUCCCUAGUGUGCUAAGAUCUAUACAUAGGUUAAUUCCCUGAGCAGAUAACACUUGACCCAAGACCUCAAGCUAAUGGAAUGACUGGGCGUAAUAUUCACCUAUCCGCCCGUGAGACUUAAAUAUAAUGUGGCCGAUGUACACUCUUGUGUUUAUUGGAAACAAAUGUUCAAUUUUCAUACUAAUAAUUUUUGUUUUGUUUGUUGAGGUGAUUAUUGUUACUGGGAAGAAACACUGUUAUUUGCAUCCAAUUUAUCGGAUUCACGUUUUUAUUUAAAAUUUUUAGGGGACUGAGAAUAACAACAAAAUUAGAUCAGUAAAUUGAAUAUAUACUCUAUUUUGUGCAAAUUUAGUAUAAUAUCGUUGAUAAGGAGCUAUAUGUAAACUUUUAGAAUUAUUCCUUGGAUUCUUUGAAAACGUUCGCUUUUAAUAUUAUUUAUCCAUAUUUUUAAUUAAUAACCAUUUUUCUGCAUUUAUAUUUGUGUUUUUUCUAAUUUUAAGUUAUCUUAAACCAUUAUAAAUUUUAUAACUUGAGCCUAUAUUUUAUUUUAUUUGAGAUUUUACAAUGUAAAGCGAAGAGUGAACUUUGC
Molecule: messenger RNA, 3635 nt
Organism: Styela clava
Lineage: Eukaryota; Metazoa; Chordata; Ascidiacea; Stolidobranchia; Styelidae
Source: RefSeq, a predicted model, not a curated record